GCGCUUGUUCUUUCGAUCUUUAUUCAGUAUAUUGAAACCCUAACCCCCAAAUUCGACACACAAUUCAAUCGAUCUCUAAGGAUUAUAUUCGUCAUAAAAAAGAAUGCAACAUCAACAUCAGAGGUUGAAGCAACAACAACAACAAGCUCUUAUGCAGCAAGCUCUCCUUCAACAACAAUCUCUCUAUCAUCCUGGCCUCUUAGCACCUCCACAGAUUGAGCCAAUCCCAAGUGGAAAUCUGCCUCCUGGGUUUGAUCCAAAUACAUGCCGCAGUGUGUAUGUGGGGAAUAUUCAUAUGCAAGUAACCGAACCACUUCUUCAAGAGGUUUUUGCAAGCACUGGUCCUGUUGAAGGCUGCAAACUCAUAAGAAAAGAGAAGUCAUCUUAUGGGUUUAUACACUACUUUGAUCGUAGAUCAGCUGCACUUGCUAUCGUAUCUCUAAAUGGAAGACAUUUGUUUGGACAACCUAUUAAAGUUAAUUGGGCAUAUGCCAGUGGACAGAGGGAGGACACUUCUGGUCACUACAACAUAUUUGUUGGUGAUCUGAGCCCUGAAGUCACUGAUGCUAUGUUGUUUGCAUGCUUCUCUGUUUAUGCUAGUUGUUCGGAUGCGAGGGUUAUGUGGGAUCAAAAAACAGGUCGUUCACGAGGUUUUGGGUUUGUUUCCUUCCGGAACCAACAGGAUGCUCAAAGUGCUAUCAAUGACUUAACCGGGAAAUGGCUCGGAAGUAGACAAAUACGCUGCAAUUGGGCCACCAAAGGUGCUGGUACUAGUGAAGAAAAACAGGGAUCAGAUUCCAAAAGUGUAGUGGAGCUAACAAAUGGGUCUUCAGAGGAUGGCAAGGAGCCUGUUAAUAGCGAGGCCCCUGAAAAUAACCCACAGUACACGACUGUUUAUGUUGGCAACCUUGCUCCAGAAGUUACUCAACUUGAGCUGCAUCGGCAUUUCCAUUCCCUUGGUGCUGGUAUAAUUGAGGAAGUUAGGAUUCAACCGGAUAAAGGAUUUGGUUUUGUGAGAUACAAUACACAUGGUGAAGCAGCUUUAGCAAUUCAAAUGGGAAACACCCAAUCCAUUCUUUAUGGCAAACAAAUUAAGUGUUCUUGGGGAAGCAAGCCGACGCCACCUGGAACAAGUUCGAAUCCGCUUCCGCCACCUGUCGCAGCGCCGAUGCUGUCAGCGGCUGACCUGUUGGCGUAUGAGCGACAGCUGGCGAUAAGUAAGAUGGGAAUGGGAGGGCUGAUGCAUCCUAGUCAGCAUCAUUUUAAACAAGGGGGGAUGAGUGUGGGUGCAGCCGGGGCUAGCCAGGCCAUUUAUGAUGGUGGUUUCCAGAGUGUUGCUGCUGCACAGCAACUCAUGUAUUAUCAGUGACUUGUUUGUUGUUGAGAGGCUUUGAAUGAGAGUUGUUUGUGUUGUUUUUACUUUUUAGAUGUUUUUCUUCCUUUUUUUCUUUUUUCUUUUGUUUUUUUUUUCUUUUGUUUUCUGAUUAUAUUACCCUUUUACCUCAAAAUGUUGUCCU
Lactuca virosa is the source of this 1517-nucleotide messenger RNA. NCBI's taxonomy places the organism in Eukaryota, Viridiplantae, Streptophyta, Magnoliopsida, Asterales, Asteraceae. The record is from the annotation of a GenBank genome assembly.